This is a messenger RNA of Prorocentrum cordatum, 2967 nucleotides long. Lineage: Eukaryota; Dinophyceae; Prorocentrales; Prorocentraceae. The record is from the annotation of a GenBank genome assembly.
CUCAAGCGGCGGUGCCGGCGCGGCCUGGCGCUGUCGCCACGUCGCCGCUUGCCCAUGGCAGUGGUGCUUUCCUCCACUGCCAAGUCGGAGCCAAUGCGGGGUUCGCAGCAGGGCGGCCAGGUGGUCACGGCGACGGUCAGCAGCCCCGAGCCUCGCGGCUCUCUGCAACCGGUCACGCCGACGACCACCAGGGGCUCGCUGAUGUCGCCCGAGCCCCGCGGCAGUUCCGAGCCUCGCAACUCGUUUGGACGACGCGAUCAGCGCGCCUCUACCCACAGCUCGGCGGCCUCUCUCCUUGCUGCACCGGUGAGACGCAACGUCCGCGCCUCAACGAGCUCCGCGGCUUCGACGCUGGUCACGCCGCGCAUUGCAGCUAGGAUGUCGCGCCACGUCCGGGACAGCUACCGCCUAGGCAUACCCGAGAGCCCCGGGCAGGCCCGAGAGGCAGAGGCCCAGCGCCUGCGGCUGCACCGGGAGAUCCGGGAGAAGGGCGUGCGGGCAGACCGUUUCUGCCAGACGUUAGGGGAUAACGAGUUGCAGAAGCUCUUCGGGGAAAUGGAGCCGUGGCGGUUCGAGGCAAACGAUGACGUCGUGGUGCAGGGCGAGGUUGGCCUCCACUUCUUCGUCGUGCAGGACGGCAGGCUGGAGGUGCUCGUGGACGAGCAGCAUCGGGCCUGGAUGGGCGCGGGGCAGUCCUUCGGCGCCCUGUCGCUGCUCUACCAGUGCCCGCGGACCGCCACCGUGCGCGCCCGUGAGAACGGAACCCAGGUCUGGGGCGUCAGCGGCGACGUGUUCAGGAGGGUGCUGCGCGAUCACGCUGAGCACAGCCGAGCAGAAAGCGCGCUUUUUCUUGACUCGGUGCGCUUGUUUGACGCUGCUUCUGCUACGCAGAGGGAGCGCCUGGGAGAGCUGACCCUGCUCGAAGCAUUCAAGCAGGGCGACCAGGUGCUGUCGCAGGGCCAGCCCUCGAACGCAGUCUACUUUGUGAGGAAGGGGCAGCUCUCGAAGGUUCAGGGUGGCAUCAUCCUGUCCGACAGAAGAACCAGUGCAAAGCACAUCGCGACCCUCAGGCCGGGUGACUGCUUCGGCGAGCGUUCUGUCCUCUUCGGCUCGCCCGAGAGCGAGUCGGUGGUUGCUGACACCGCGUGCGAGCUCCUGAGCAUAAACCAAAAGCAGAUCAGAGAGGUGUUCGGGCAGGGUGAGCUGUCAGCCUGCCUGGAGCGGGCCUUAGCCCUGUCCGUGCUGCGGACCGUGCCAGUGAUAUCACAGCUCAGUUUCAGGAAUUUGCACCAAAUCGUGGCGGUCAUGCAAGCCAGCAGCCAUGAACCUGGCAGCGUCGUGGACGCUAGCAAGCGCCUGUUGAUCGUUCUGGACGGAGAGAUCUCUGGCAAAAGGGUGCCCACACGUGACGACGGCCCGCCCUGCAAGGCGGCGGCAGGCGCCGCAUCCAACGCGGUCAGGCAGGGCAUGGCCAUGAAGGCCGAGGCCGCGGCGAAGGCGGAGGUCGAGGUGACCCUCCGUAGAGGCCAGUGCUGCGGCGAGGGCGCAUUCGCCGAGCUCGUGGGAACCGACAGGAGCGGCGAUGCCAAGCAGAAGCCGGUGGCCGGGCUGGCCAAGGUAAAGGCCGGUGAGCAGGGGGCGCGCUUGUUGAGUCUGGCGAAGCAGGAUCUAAGCAAGGCGCUCAAGGGCAUGGGGCUGGCCAGCCUGGGCACCGGAGAGAAGGCCGAGGAGCGGCUCCGCAAGACCCUCCUGGCCCGCAAGGUGCCCAUCUUCAACGACCUCUCGGAGGAUCAGAUCAACAGCCUGGUGGGCUCUUUCGUUCACCGGAAGUACACGCGCGGCGCCCGCGUGAUCGAGAAGGGCGAAAUGGGGAACGCAAUGUUCAUCAUUGAGAGCGGCGAACUCUCGGUUCUGGGCCAGACUCUUCUGGGCACCGAGGUCACGACCCUAGGGCCCGGCUCCUGCGUGGGCGAGCGAGAGCUGAUCCUGGGCGACCAGCGUGGCGACCAGGCCCGAGCCUCCUCUGUCGAGGUGAAGGGCAGGGCCGCAGAGCUGUGGUCGCUGGACCAGGCGGCCUUCCUGCGGGCGGUCUCGGAGAAGAUGCGGGAGGACCUGGUCCGCCGCAUGAGGAUCGAGGACACCCCCGUGACCCUGAAGGCCCUCCGGCACAUCCGCUUCAUCGGCGUCGGAGGCUUCGGCUCCGUCCAGCUGGUGGAGCACCGCUCCGUGCCCGGCGUUCGCUACGCCCUGAAGCGCGUGGUGCUGAAGGACGGCGAGGUGCCGGAGGGCAUCAGGCAGGAGUGCGCGCUGCUCGCCGAGGUGAAGCACCCGCUCAUCCUACAGCUGGUGCGGACGUUCAAGACUUCCAGCAGCAUCUACAUCCUCACGGAGCUGAUCACCGGCGGCUCCCUGCAGCAGCACUUGCCCUCUCUGGGGGUGAUGGAGCGGCCAGCCGCGCGAUUCUACCUGGGUACCAUGGCGCUCGCCUUGGAGGCGCUCCACGACCGGCUCAUCGUGUACCGCCGCCUGAAUCGGACCUACACCAUCACGGGCACCGUGGUGUACAUCAGCCCCGAGGCGAUCCGCGGGCGCGGGUACGGCAUGGAGGCAGACUUCUGGGCCCUGGGCGUGCUGGCGUUCCAGCUGUCGGUGGGCCGGGACCCCUUUGGCCACGGCGAGACGGAGGACAAGCUGAUCCUGGAGCAGAUCCUCAGCGAGGAGCUCGCCGUCGUCCUCCGCCGCCUCCUCGCGCCCGUCCUCCCCGGCCCUCUCGGGCCGCCCAGGCCCCCGGAUCGCCUCACGGGGCCCGUCGGCGUCGGCCCUUCGGCCUCCAGCGGACAGGGGCCGCGCGGCCCAGCAAGACUUCCCCCCCCAGACAUGGUCGCGUCGAAAAAAAAAUCAUGGCGGGAGGUUUUUGCUGUGUUCGGCCCCCGGGACCCUCGCCGGGCCUCGGGACCGUCACGUUAG